AUGUUCCUAUUGUUUUUGGAGAAGGUGACUGAUUUUAUUUCCCAAUUUGGUUACCCACACGAGACACAUCAUGUGGUAACAGAAGAUGGUUACAUUUUGGAGAUGCACCACAUUCCGAGCACCAGAUCCUUGAAAAAUAGACCUAAAGGAUCCGUUUUUCUGAUGCACGGAUUGAUGUCCAGUUCUGCAGACUGGGUUGUCACUGGCCCAGAAAAAGGACUAGCUUAUAUUUUGGCUGAUGCUGGUUACGACGUCUGGUUAGGCAACGCACGUGGAAACAAAUACUCCAGACAUCACGUGUCCUUAGAUCCUGAUGCUGAAGACGAUCAUGAUUUCUGGAAAUUCAGUUGGCACGAAAUUGGUACCCAGGAUUUACCAGCAAUGAUCGACUACGUGUUAGAAACGACCAAUCAGAGAAGUCUGUCCUAUGUUGGUCAUUCCCAAGGAACAACUUCAUUUUUCGUGAUGACUUCAGAAAGACCUGAAUAUAACCAAAAGAUCAAAUCUAUGCAUGCUCUGGCACCAGUGGCGUACAUUGGACAUUGCUGGAAUCCUUAUGCUUUGGCGGGGAUGCCUCUGAUAAUACCGAUAGAGAACCUGGAUAAGAAAUACGGUCCCCGAGAAAUGUUUCCAGCAAACGACGAUCUGACAAAAAUAAGUAACUUUUUGUGCUCGGACGAAAAUGCUAUAAGAGGUGUUUGUGUAAAGCUAUAUUUAGCAGCUUUUGGGUUCGACCCAUGGAACACACUGAUUCCUGAUAUAAUGAAUAACAUUCCGGCAGGUGCUUCUAGUAGACAGUUUAUACACUAUGCGCAGUUGAUCAGAAAUAAAAGAUUUGCAAAAUACGAUCACGGCGUUUUGGACAACAAAGACUUGUACAAUUCUCUAGUGCCACCAAACUACGAUUUGGCCCAAAUAAGUUGCCCUGUUGCCCUUUAUUAUGGAGACAUGGACAAUCUGGCAACACCACAGGACGUCAAACACUUAUCCAAAGAGUUGCCAAAUGUUUUGGAAGUAUAUCGAGUUCCACACGACCGAUGGAACCAUAUGGAUUUUUUGUGGGCUGUUAAUGUUAAAAAAUUGUUGUAUGACAGAGUUGUUGAAAAUAUCGAAAAAUAUAAUUAA
Ctenocephalides felis (cat flea) is the source of this 1125-nucleotide messenger RNA. RefSeq names its product lipase 3-like. The transcript has 9 exons. Gene Ontology annotation, molecular function: hydrolase activity, acting on ester bonds. The coding region runs from base 1 to 1125 and encodes 374 amino acids. Lineage: Eukaryota; Metazoa; Arthropoda; Insecta; Siphonaptera; Pulicidae. Gene Ontology annotation, biological process: lipid metabolic process. The record is from RefSeq and is a predicted model, not a curated record.